AUGGACGACGUACGAAUUGAGUGGAUACGAAACGAAGUUUACUUGGCUUUGGAAAUCGCUGACACAGACGUGUUUGAGGAUUUGUUGAACAGAGAUGAUGGUGUGAAUGAAAGCUUGAUACAGAAAUAUUUAAACGAGACUCCUGCAGAAGGAACGGCGUUGAUUUUACAUUCGCAAAUCGUCGAGGAAGAAGAGGAGAUUGAAAUUGAAAUAGGUUGAAAAAGAUUAAAUGUUUAAAAAAUUUCAUUUUCCCAUGGCAAAAACAUCACAGCACAAUAGUUUUGACCCACCUAUGCACAGAUUGAAAAUUCUAACCUUAACCCCUACCACUUGUGGAACAGGUCCACAAAGUGGGACAAAAUCAAUAUUUUGUUGAUGGCCUAAGGUCUAGGAAUCUGAGUCAUACCCAUGUUCAAAGUACCACACAAAAUGUCAAUUUGAUAUUGGGUAUGAUGUCAAAUUGAUGUUUUGCUGUUAAACGUCAAUUUGAUAUAGCCUAUGUUAAAUUGAUAUUUUGCUGAAAAACAUCAAUUUGACAUAGCCUGUGUCAAAUUGAUGUUUUGCUGUUAACGUAUUGUUUGACAGAGUAAAAUAAUAAACCGCUAGGGCACAUUACGGCACAAUGCAACGGUUUUAAUGGAUAAUUACACUACACUUUCAAUGUUUCAGAGCCUGAAAUUCCAGUAAUUCCUGAUGGAGAUGAACUGCUAGAGGGUGAAGGUAGUUCCAUCAAUGAACUUGGUGAACCUCUGAUGAAUGGUACCAUGCAGCCAGAUGAAAUACUGGUCAAUGGUGACUUGAAUGGUGGUGGUGAGGUGAAUCCUGAAACAGGUGAAGCCAUACAGGAGGAAAAACCAGCAGAUGAAAAUGAGGAGGAUGCUGGGAAAUUUAAAUUUACACCAGUGACA
Messenger RNA from Paramuricea clavata, 908 nucleotides. The record is from the annotation of a GenBank genome assembly. NCBI's taxonomy places the organism in Eukaryota, Metazoa, Cnidaria, Anthozoa, Malacalcyonacea, Plexauridae.